Molecule: messenger RNA, 1303 nt
Organism: Scophthalmus maximus (turbot)
Lineage: Eukaryota; Metazoa; Chordata; Actinopteri; Pleuronectiformes; Scophthalmidae
Gene: cbx1b
Product: chromobox homolog 1b (HP1 beta homolog Drosophila)
Exons: 6
Coding region: 217-822 (201 amino acids)
Biological process (GO): chromatin organization; negative regulation of transcription by RNA polymerase II
Cellular component (GO): nucleus; pericentric heterochromatin
Molecular function (GO): chromatin binding
Source: RefSeq, a predicted model, not a curated record
UUCUUCUUCUCUGGUUCCGGACGAAGGGGCGGACACGGCACGUUCCUCAACUCAAACAGCGACGCUGUUACUGUACGAGACCAAAAGAAAUAAAUUAAUAAAUCCUGUCGUGUUUUGUUUUUGAAUCUGGUCUCGGGUGGAACUUUUAUUAAAAACCCCGUUAAACUGUAAGUCACGACGAAGGAACCGACUGGUCCCCAGGUCUACCUGCUGAGUAUGAGCCUGACUACAGAGCCCCCUAACGAUGGUGGUCCCACUGUUACAGAAGGAGAGAGCAACAAAAUGAUUCCGGCGGAGAAGAAGGACAAGAAGCCGGACGAUGUGGCCGAGGAGGAGGAGGAGGAGGAAGAGUACGUGGUAGAGAAGGUCCUGAACCGGCGGGUGGUGAAAGGGAGAGUGGAGUAUCUCCUCAAGUGGAAAGGCUUCUCCGAAGAAGACAACACGUGGGAGCCAGACGAUAACUUGGACUGUCCAGAUUUGAUCGCGGAAUUUCUGCAGUCCCAAAAAACGGCACACGACGGGAAGAGGAAGGCGGCCGGAGAGGCGGACGGAGACGAAAGUAAAUCGAAGAAGAAGAAAGACGACACGGAGAAGCUCAGGGGCUUCGCUCGAGGUCUGGAUCCAGAGAGGAUCAUCGGUGCCACAGAUUCCACAGGAGAACUCAUGUUCCUCAUGAAAUGGAAAAACUCGGACGAGGCCGACCUGGUGCCGGCGAAGGAGGCCAACGGGAAGUGUCCGCAGGUGGUCAUCUCGUUCUACGAGGAGCGACUCACUUGGCACUCGUAUCCCACCGAGGACGAGAAGAAGGAGGAGAAGAACUAGCGCAGCGGCGAAGAAACAAAACAGAAUAUCAUUGUACUUUCAAAACCGGGGAGUUUGGUGGGGAGGGGACAGAGCAAGACGCAGCCGGACUCAUUUGUUUCUCAGCGUAGUGUCACACAUUUGAUUCUACUUUAAUCUGGAUAAGAUCUAAAUGGGCUUCGGCCCCGUCUCAUUACACUUAAGACAGUGUUACUUCUCAGUGUCCGCUCGAGGUUUUAAGAGUCGUCCGACCGUUUCAGCAUCAUCUUGAACACAUCGUUCAGGUCCAGUGCUCCGACAUCGUAUCAGUGAGGUGAUGUUUUUUUUAAAAAUGUCCUUAUUGUGCCAUUUCCUUUACUAGGUAGUUCCCGUACGACUUGUUUGUUGGUGUACGAUUAUGAAUCUCCUCAGUGAAUCAUGAGCUCACUGGUAAUCUUUGUAGUGGGGUUUUUUUCAUUACGUCUUGCUUGUCACUUUUUUGAAAUAAACCACUUUUUGUUAA